This is a messenger RNA of Mytilus trossulus (common blue mussel), 2867 nucleotides long. RefSeq lists its product as uncharacterized. Lineage: Eukaryota; Metazoa; Mollusca; Bivalvia; Mytilida; Mytilidae. Gene Ontology annotation, biological process: regulation of meiotic cell cycle; gamete generation; meiotic DNA repair synthesis. Bases 106 to 1665 code for a protein of 519 amino acids. The record is from RefSeq and is a predicted model, not a curated record. The transcript is spliced from 9 exons.
ACAAACUGUCGUUAGAAAAUGUUGUGUUGAAAUACUCUUUUAUGAAAAGAUAAAUUGUGUAUUCUGAAGCAGAGGGAAUUUCAACUCGAAUUUUCAAUAUUUUUGAUGGAUAGAGAGAAAAGUACACCUGUUCCAAUUUUUAACUACAGGAAGAGACCAAGGCAAGCAGUAAUUGCUGAUCCUCAGGAUGGACAUUCUAUUUCAAACAAAUAUCAAGGUUUGAUGCCAGUUGGUGGAUUUGAAAACAAGUCAAGAAAUAACAGUCAAGGUUUCCAGAGGUUCUCAGCUUUACAGAAUGGUCAAAUCAGUGAAAGGGGAGAUCAACCAACACAUCCCUUUCAUCAAAGAAACCAUGGUAACCAGCAGGGAAAUGGCCAAAAUCCAAUCACUCAGUCAAAUACUGGAGCAUCAUUCUCCACAAAUAGAAAUUCUUUUUCUGGUGUAAAUCAAAUGGGAGAUUCUUCCAGAUCAAUGAAACAGCAAACUAAGGGAAAUAACUCUGUAUCACAUCAGCAUCAGGGUGUUCCUUACCUAAAAGGAGGAUAUGCAAGUCAAAAUAAGACAAGUUAUGUUGAUCAGAGUAAAGUCAACCAACCAAGAAGAUUGCCAAGUGCUACGAUCACAUCUGCAAAUCAAAGAAUAUGUAGUACUAGUUCUGGACUCCAGUAUGGCCAGGAACAAGGAAACAAUAGAAAUCAGCAGCAAAACUUCCAACCAGCACACACUCCAACAGUUAAAACAUAUCAUGGUCUUCAAAAUAAUCAACAGAAUUAUAGAAAUUAUAAGCAAAAUACUCAGCAGAGCUAUGGAUAUGCAAAAAACACUCAGCAGAGCUAUGGAUCAGCCCAAAACACUCAGCAGAGCUAUGGAUCAACAAAAAACACUCAGCAGAGCUAUGGAUCAUCAAAAAACACUCAGCAGAGCUAUGGAUCAUCAAAAAUCACUCAACAGAGCUAUGGAUCAGCCCAAAACACUCAACAGAGCUAUGGAUCAGCCCAAAACUCUCAGCAGAGCUAUGGAUCAGCACAGCAACAAGGUUAUCAACAGAAUUCAAAAAUUAAUCAACAAAAUAAACCUUUUAACAAAGUUGCAAUGCCAAGUAUGUUUCAACAAGAAAGUGGUACAAGUCCGUCUACUGGAGGUAUUCCUAUUGACAAGAGUCCAGCUAGGGGUGUUGUUUAUCCUGGAGAGUCAAAGGUUUUUAGUAAUGGAUCCCAAACCAGAGGUAGCUUUCAGAAAGAGAAACAGCAGAACAAAAAGCCCAGUGAGAAGAAGAUAGACCCAAGUUUACAUGUGAUGACUCUUCAUGCCUCAAGUGUUCCUCACUGGGCCAAGUAUAGAGAUAACAUCAAUAUGAUAUUUGAAGUCUUUGGUAUCAUUGAUUCAACUGUUAUCAGAGAUGCUACAGACACCUACAAAGAGUUUAUACUGAGAGAUGAACAACAUCACUUGAAGUGUGUCUUCUAUGAGAUAGAUAGAGAAUUACAAAAGUUAAUAAGAGGACACUGGCAAAGAUGUGUUGGUACAUAUGAUAUCAAAAAUGGAUGUUUUAAGUGUGUAUCUGUUAGAGCUGCUUCUAUGGAGGAGAAAAAUCAUGGACAACAGCUGGCGAAAUCUACAAAUGAAUUAUUAAAACAGAUUACUAGACAUUUACCAGAACAGUGAACAUAAUUCUAAAUCUUAUUGGAGAAAUGGUUGUUAUUUCCAUGAAACUCUGGGGAAAAAAGCUGGACAUUUUUUUUUCAAACCUCAAUUUAAUAGAAAUCAGUAAAAACUGAUAUUUUCAGAAUACAUGUAUUAAAAACUAAUUCAUAAAUGAGGCACUAAGCUAUUCACAUAUGUGAUGACCAACAAUAGUGAGUUAGACUAUCAUGAAAUGGCCUUGCUUGAACCUUACCAGUAUAAAUUUGAGGGCCAAAAAUAUACCAUCUGUUUUCACAUGUUAACUGAUGAAGAAUGAACAACAAUCCUAAAGAAUACAAGACAUUUAAUAUUCUUUGUUCCAGAAUAUUACUACUGCUAUGCUCAGUUGUUUUCAAAACUUUAUCUUACUUUGAUAAAAAAAAUAAUUUGCAAUUGCUUGAACACAAUAAAUUACCACAAAACUGUAUUGAACCAUUCAGUAAACAUUUUCUUUUUAAUUAUUCCUAUAUACAGAUAUGUUUCUCCUUUUAAAACCAACUGAGUUAUGUCCCCUGGAAUUGAGGAAACUGCCAUUUUUUUAAUGGUUUAAUACUUUUUGGAUAAAAUCUUAAGACAGAAGUGACUAUAAUAAAUAAAAAAUAUAGUUUAGAUUCUAUUUUCUAUGAUUACAUUUGAUAAAUGAACUAUUUGUCACUGGACAUAGUCAUAAAACAAACAAUAGUCUAUCAAUCCUUUGAUAAAUUAAUUAAUAGUUUGAUACUUGGAUUUGAAUUUGGUACUACAAAUUAAAUAGUACAUGGGUUAUGCCUAUAAAAAAACUUCGUCUUCAUGAAUUGAAUUAUUUACUGUUCAUGAUUAUUUUUUUUUGGUCAUUCAAAUACCCUUAAAAGGAUUAGUUCUUAAUUAUAAUUUCCUUUUACUUGUUAGUCAAACCUAAUAUCAAUGCCUCCUCUUAUUUAGGGUAUUUUAACACAGCCUUUUCUUGAGUUAUUCCCCUUUAUCAAUAAUGCCUCUAAAUUUCUACUCCUGUAUAUAAAUUUUAUACAUGUUACAAUGAUGUGAACUACAAAGGAAUUCAGAGAGCAUCUGUUUGGUUGUGCCAAAUAUUUACUUAUUUUUACUAGUGUGCUUUUAUAUUGUUAUUAACAAAGUUUCAUGUGAUAAAAUUGUUAUAUAAUGUUAAAACUUUUUGUUGUUGAUAAUUAAUUAAAACAUUACUGAUA